AUGGCCUCCGCCGCAGGGGAGGAGGGGACUGUGCGGUUCGGGAUAAUUGGGUGCGCGAUGAUAGCCAGGAAGCUGUCGCGGGCUAUCGGGCUGGCCCCCAACGCGGCCGUCGUCGCCGUCGGCAGCCGCUCCCUGGAGAAGUCCCGCCGCUUCCUCUCCGACAACGGCCUCGACGCCGCCGCCGUCGCCGCCUACGGUAGCUACGAGGAGGUCCUCUCAGACCCGCGCGUGGACGCCGUCUACCUUCCCCUCCCCACCAGCCUCCACCUGCGCUGGGGGGUGGCGGCGGCGGCGAGCGGGAAGCAUCUCCUCCUGGAGAAGCCGGCGGCGCUCUGCGCCGCCGACCUCGAUGAGAUCCUCGCCGCCUGCGACGCCGCCGGAGUCCAGUUCAUGGAUUCCACCAUGUGGAUGCACCACCCCCGCACCGCCGCCAUGAGGGAGCUCCUCUCCGACCCCGUCCGCUUCGGCAAGCUCAGAACGGUACGAACACUCGAUUCAUACUCCCCGAGAGAGGAAAAUUUUCGAAAUCUGACAAGAUUUAAUUAAUAUUUCUUGAUUAUCUAUCACGAAUCCGGAUUCCUCGUCGUCGAAUUUCCCUGACGAUGUUUCCUCUCGACGUUUAGCCCAAAUCGUGUCAAUUUAGUUCGCUGCCGAAAUCUGAUCGAUCGAAAUCUUCCGUAUGAUCGAAAUCUUCUGUCGAACCGAUGAAUGCAAGUCUUCUUCAUCCGGCUGCGCGAUUACUCCCAAACCCUCGUCGUCAAAUGGGUCGAUCUAAUUCGCAGGAGUAAUCUCGUCGAUCGAGCUUCUGUAUGAUGAUGAUGAUUCAUGGGUUCGAUUCUGUCGAUAGACGUUGUUCAUUCUAGUCUUCCUCUUCUUCUUCUUCCCCAUCAUCAUCAUCUUCUUCUUCUGCGGCGGGCAGGUGAACAGUAUCUUCACCUUCGUCGCAGGCCCAAGCUUCCUGGAGAACGACAUCCGGGUGAAGCCCGAGCUGGACGGGUUGGGGGCGCUGGGAGACGUGGGCUGGUACUGCAUCCGCGGCAUCCUCUGGGCGGUCGACUACGAGCUGCCGGAGUCGGUGGUGGCGCUCCGCCACCCGGUCACCAACGCCGCCGGUGUCAUCCUCUCCUGCGGCGCCUCCCUGGUCUGGAAGGACGGCCAAACCGCGACCUUCCACUGCUCCUUCCUCGCCAACAUGACGAUAGAGCUCACGGCGGUGGGCUCCGCCGGCACGCUGCACGCCGGCGACUUCGUCAUCCCCGCGGAGGAGCGUUCCGCCGCCUUCUCCUUCUCCUCCUGCGCCGAGUUCUCCGACCUCCACACCAGCUGGGGGCCGCUGCCCAGCCGGCACGUCGUGAGCUCCGGCCUGCCGCAGGAGGCGCAGAUGGUGGCGGAAUUCUCGAGGCUCGUCGGUGGCAUCAGGGGGGCGGGGGGGAAGCCGGAGAAGAAGUGGCCCGAUAUCACGAGGAAGACCCAGCUGGUGGUGGACGCCGUGAAGGCGUCCAUCGAGAGAGGGUUCGAGCCCGUAGUCGUCGGCAGCUGA
This is a messenger RNA of Spirodela intermedia, 1540 nucleotides long. The record is from the annotation of a GenBank genome assembly. Lineage: Eukaryota; Viridiplantae; Streptophyta; Magnoliopsida; Alismatales; Araceae.